Messenger RNA from Pocillopora meandrina, 5102 nucleotides. The record is from the annotation of a GenBank genome assembly. NCBI's taxonomy places the organism in Eukaryota, Metazoa, Cnidaria, Anthozoa, Scleractinia, Pocilloporidae.
AUGCACGGGAAGCCUGGGUCCCCUGGGUUACCAGGUCGUGACGGCCGAGAUGGACGUGAAGGAGUCAAAGGUGAUCUUGGCAGCCCAGGGAAGACUGGACCUCAGGGACCACCAGGCCCUAAGUACAAAGUCCUUUUGGUGAAAAGGGGCAGCCUGGAGAGAGUGUGGCUCCUGGUGCGAUGUCUUUUAAGAACUGGAAAGAGUGUGCGUGGAAGGACUUGAAUGAAGGAAAAGAUAUCGGCCUCAUCAAGGUGAAUAGCAAUCUUUUUGACAAGAAAAAUAAGUUAGCGUGUGAUUGUUUAGGUACUCUUUUGGUUUGUGAGUUUGUUUGCUCGCACAUUGCAUUAACUUCUCACAAACAAAACGGUCACAAGUACUGAGUCCGUUCUGAAGUUUCGAUUCCAUUUUCCAUGUUCUUUUUAUCUGUUUAUCUUGAGUUUGUAAUAACUCUUUUAAUAGGAGUGUGUGUUUACCAAGAAAUUUUCCGAGACAUCUCUCCGUGUUUCCUGGACUGGAACUCUUCGACUCACUGGCUGCACCAGCUGCUGUAAACGCUGGUAUUCCACUUUCAACGGUGCUGAAUGUUCAGGUCCCUUGCCAAUUGACGGUAUUGUGUUCCUGGGUGGUGCUAAGUCUCUAAAUCCUCACCGUGUCCGCCAUAUUGAGGGUCACUGUAACAACAUUCACAAAGGCAAGGUGCGCGUGGGAUUCUGGGUUGGUAAUUGUCAGGUCGACAGCCGAAACGAUUACGAUGCCUACACUGGUUGGAUUUCAGUGUCGCGGAUCUAUGUCGAGGAAAUCCCCAAACCCCAAGCCUAAUCAGAUUUCGAAACAACACAUUCUUGCAGCAUAAAAGCUUGGACUGGCGACAAUUAAGUAUGACGUGUGCUUUGUAAUAAUUGUUUAUUUGCUGAUAAAAUAAAAAGCAGGAAGACGAUGGAGAAUAUUUUGUGUGCGUUUGGUUUCCAUUUGUGACUACUUCCUUUACUAGAAAUAACUUGUCGGUUGGUGUCCUUUUUGUUAAUGCGACAUUUUCCACCGACAGAUCUUUUUGUCAGUCUUGAUGAUCCUCGGUGAGCAAGGCCGUUGUUACGUUUAUAUGUGACACGCGUCCCACAGACAGCUAAGAUCAGCGAGGUCGAAAGCCUCCUGUGAAUAACUAGAAUAAAGUAGGAUACAAACCCUCUUUCAGCUUCAAAGUCUUUUUAACAAAAACUUCUGAAUUUCCAGAUUUCUCAUCUCUAUGGCUAGAUACCAAGUAUGCUUCUCACUACAACGCGGAAUAUGCAUUUAAAAAAUAAAAUAAGUAUGGUCAUUUCCAUACUCAGCCAUCCUCGUUUAAAAGGAUCAACUUCAAAUCCUGAAAAGAAGCUUAAAUUUUAUAUGUAACAAUUAAGGCCUAUACUGCAAGGGUUAUAUUUACAGGCUGAAGAGGAUAAUAGGAAAUAUAUUUAACUUUGAAAAAAGUCAACUUUAAAUAACUAUUUCAAAUCCUUGAUCUGAACCGAUUUCAACUAAUUCCUAUGGAACCUGAGAUUUAUUCCUAAUAAGAGUUCGCCGCGUUUUAAUUACGGUCACGUAAUCAAAUAUUUGAUCAAUAUUUUCUGUAAGGACAAGCUAUGGACAGGAAUACGUCUUGUUCGGGCCCAUUAUAAUCCACAGUCCGAUUCGUUAUCCCAAACAACUUAUUGUCUUUUGUACUCAAGGGAACAGCUGGAUCAGUGGGUGAGUGUGCAAUUUAUUUUGCCUCUUUCAUGUUCCAAUCCUCGGACGACCAUCAUCGCAAUGAGAAGACAAAAAAAAACAAAACAAACGAUUAUGACAGCAAGGAAACUGUCCACUUGACAGUUUCAAAGAGCAAGGAUAAACUUCCGAAGCAAAUGAUGUACUUGUUGAUUGAGACGAAGAGCCUCAAUUUUUCCUUACGACCCGACCUAUUUAAGGUUUUAGUUAAAAUUUUUAGAACUUUUUUCGAAAUUUUUGAACCGGUACUCACCCCCUUAGCCAACUUCAUACUGUCACGAAAUCAAACUUUCUUCCAUUUGAAAUUAAACAUAAUUCAAUCCUACGCAUUAGCAAAGUUUUAUUGUGGUAGGUUAAAAGCUAACGUUUUAACCAUGUGUUCCUUUCCCUACGAUUGAUGCUGAAAAGAACUUCCCGUAAGUCUCAAAUUCAUUCUUUAAGAUGUACGUGAUAAAGAGCAAUUCAGCUGCCUUUAAUAGUUACCCUGAUUACCAGUUCAAAUUUUACGCCACAUUCAGACCAACGUCGGGCAGAUAGCGUGCAGCUAACUGCAUUGUGUUACGUGUUAGAAUAUAGGCAACUUAUGUUUUCCUAUGUAAUCUUUGGCCACUCGCAUGUUACUAAUCGUACCCUUGCGGUGUUUUCGUCACGAUCGUCGUGUUUCCAGAUCCAUGAAUGUAAGUUUUCUCACGUAGCCAGCUUCUUAAAGCGCAUUUAAAGGUGAAAGGUGAUGACUCAUAUGGCUGUUGAUCAUUAAUAUGACUUUAGGAGUGAAAUCGAAACCUAUGAGAAAUUCAGUUGUUAUUUAUUCUUCAGUAACAAUCAGGCUAAAAGGAGCAAGCGCUACAGGAAGACCGUAUCCUAGAAAAAUAUUAUCAUCAAUUCGCUGAAUCUUCUCAGUUAAUUGCUGCUCGCUCACAAGAGAAGAGCAAUUUAGCCUCGCAGGACGUAUACAUCACAAAUAGUGAGUUCUACUUUUUCUUUUGUCAUAUUUAGAAACUUCUGGCUAGCGUUUUAAAUACGUCUACAGUUAUGUUGAUUUAAAUUUACACAAAGACAGAUGUAUAUGAGAUUUAUGCAAGGCCACAUAAUCUCAAUCAGGCCAACUACAAUCAGAUUUGUAGCGGAAGCAGUACCAGUGCAAAUCAUUUGAACGAGGCUGAGCAAAACACCUUCACUUUCAGUUCGAGAAUUGGCGAAGGGCAAUUUGUUUAGCAGAGGUUAUUGGAUAUAUUCAUUCAUGUAACGCAAGAGAAUAUAAAUUUGUGGAACAUUAAUUAGAGUUAAAGAUCGUUUAAAAAGAAAACGAUUUCGUAGGGAGGGAAAAUCAAAGGACUUGAUGAAAAGUGCGAAGAAAAAGAGCAAAGCUAAGGUGUAUUUUAUGUGGGCCGCAGGAUCAAUCCAAGCACAUAGCGCAAUAUUUGCGACUCUGCCAAGCAACCUUUCAGCGUUAUAAGCGGCUAAAAUUUUCGAAAAAAACUUAGUGAAUAAAGAAAUGAUAAAAUAUCAGCUGCUUACAAAGUUUGACUCGGUCCUCAUCCACAGAGGUUGAAUCUACACUAGGAACUGAUCAGCUGGCCAACAUGUCGAGUGCAAGUCUAGCCCUGUUGCUCUUACUUCUAGCUUCACUCCAUAUUGCAGCGGUAAUUGCAAAUGGAAAACAGAACGAUGAUCAGCCCAUGGUAAGUCAUUGAGACCAACCAAAUGUUUUGAUGGCAUUGCUUCUGCGGGGAUUAAGCCGUUUUGAGUUAGGCGUUGAAAGCAAGUGAGAAAAAUUUUGACUCUUCAUAGUUAUGUUUCACAAUGCUUUUUUGAUUGACUCGCUACGUCUCGGGCCACCGAACCAACAUCUCAGAAUCAAGAGAUUUCAUUCUCUUCCUUAGUAUCUACUUAAAUUAAUAUUUACUUUUCAUACAUACGUACAAAAUACCUUUAUGAGUUCUAACUUUGAGGAAACAAUUCAUGUUCAAACUAGUCACGUCCUCCUUACUGUAAUGCCGGAAUACCUGGUAUGCACGGGAAGCCUGGGUCCCCUGGGUUACCAGGUCGUGACGGUCGAGAUGGACGUGAAGGAGUCAAAGGUGAUCUGGGCAGCCCAGGGAAGACUGGACCUCAGGGACCACCAGGCCCUAAAGGAACUCCGGGAGCCAAAGGAGAACCUGGAGUACAGUGUUCUUCUAGUGAAAAGGGGCAGUCUGGUGAGAGUGUGGCUCCUAGUGUGAUGUCUUUUAAGAACUGGAAAGAGUGUGCGUGGAAGGACUUGAAUGUUGAAAAGAUAUCGGCCUCAUCAAGGUGAAUAGUAAUGAUUUUGAGAAGAAAAAUAAUUAAGCGUGAGAUUGUUGUGGUAUUUACUUGGUUUGUGGGUUUGUUUAUUUUUGCAUUGCAUUAAUUUCCCACAAACAAAACGGCCACAAGUAAAGACGUCCUUUCUGAAGUUACGCCUACAUUUUCCAUGUUCUUUUUAUCCGUUUAUCUUAGGUUCAUAAUAACUCUAUUCAAAAUAACUCUUUUUCACAGGAGUGUGUGUUUACCAAGAACUUUUCAGACACAUCUCUCCGUGUUUCCUGGACUGGAACUCUUCGAGUCUCUGGCUGCAUCGACUGCUGUAAACGCUGGUAUUUCACCUUCAACGGUGCUGAAUGUUCAGGUCCCUUGCCAAUUGACGGUAUUGUGUACCUGGGUGGUGCGAAGUCUCUUAACCCUCACCGUGUCCGCCAUAUUGAGGGUCACUGUAACAACAUCCACAAAGGCAAGGUGCGCGUGGGAUUCUGGGUCGGUGACUGUGAUGGAUAUGGAAACGCUGACGCCCAUUCUGGUUGGAAGUCAGUGUCGCGGAUCUAUAUCGAGGAAAUCCCCAAACCUCAAGCUUAGAUUUUAAAUAGAACACUGAAUGUGGUUCUAAAAUAAUAACUGGGGCAGUUAUCCGAAUUUAUUGUCUCGAAAUAUUUCUUGGUAGUUUUUGCCUCGUCCUUUAGACAUAAUAUUCGGGUAGAUCGUGAUUACCUGGUAAACGCAACACAAUAAUAAUAAAAAUCUUUUUAUUCAAGUACAAGUUGUGUCCACUUUGUUAUAAGACAAUUUGUUCGUGCUUUGAGCCGUGCGUAUAUCGAAUUAUGGAUGCACGUGGGGAAGUUUGGACUCAUCCAGCCUGAAAAUUUCCCUUCCCCCCCCCCCCCCCAGCUGUUAUAGUACUUUACAGAUGAGGGCAACGAGUGCGCAGCCUUCUGAAAAAACCAAACCCAACUUAUCCUUUUUUGGUAAAGUCAACGGUCAUGUUACCCUCAAUCAGCAUAAGCGGAGCCCUCUUGGAAACAUCAGUAAGGCCGUUAUUUCUCAUCUACUUCCGUGUGGCCCGAUGA